ACAAAUUGAUUACGAAAGAACAAGAUGGCUGCGCCCUUGGACUGACGGAAUCUUCUUGAUGUUCUAAAUCUUUAAUUCAGAAAAAAGAAUGGCAACUGCUGAUGAAAACACAGAAGAAAAGAAAUCAAUCUUCUUCUGGAGAAACUGGGGAAGAAAAUGUGACAGAGUGAGAAAAGAGUUGUAUGAAUGUGUGAUAGUCACUGAUUGUUGUCAAAAGGAAAGAAAAACACCUAAAGAGUGCCUAAAAGAACGACAUCCAGAUGUGGAACACUGUCAGACAUUAGUCUACUCCUUAUAUAGAUGUAAACAUGGAACUUUUGAUCGAAGACAACAGUUUAGAGGAAUGUCUAAAGACUACUAGGCUGAUUUGAUAGAUGUUGUGUGAUUGUUUGUGUACAAGACUGAAUGCUCCUGUGAUAAUGUGAGUGAAAUUAGAUAAUUGUUACUGUGGAAGUGAGUCUCAUCCUCAGGAACUACUAUUUUAUGAUGUUACAUGUGAACUUGUAAACAUUUUUAUUUUAUGAGAAAAUGGAUAAAAAUAUACAAAUGUA
Saccostrea echinata is the source of this 551-nucleotide messenger RNA. Its product is annotated as cytochrome c oxidase assembly factor 5-like. Gene Ontology annotation, cellular component: mitochondrion. Gene Ontology annotation, biological process: mitochondrial respiratory chain complex IV assembly. The record is from RefSeq and is a predicted model, not a curated record. NCBI's taxonomy places the organism in Eukaryota, Metazoa, Mollusca, Bivalvia, Ostreida, Ostreidae. The coding region runs from base 89 to 361 and encodes 90 amino acids. The transcript is spliced from 4 exons.